AUGAUUUUUAAUAAGUUAGCUGUUGCUUCUUUCCUAUCUUUAGCUGCCACCUCUGUUAAGGCCUCCGUCACUGUUUACACCAUUGAAGGUGAAGUCUGUGUCGAAGAUGGUACUACUAUUACUUACGGUUCCACUGUCGGCAAGGACACUGCCACUCACGUUAUCACCGUUGUUUCCAACACCGACGGUUCUGAUAUCAACUACUCUAUUGCUUCCUCCGGUUUAUACCAAUGGCAACAAGAUUUAUUAGAUGAACAUAACUUAGAGAGAGCUAAGCAUGUCGACACCCCUGCUUUGACUUGGAGUUCAUCUCUAGCUUCCAUUGCUCAAGCUGAAGCCGAUGCUUACGAUUGUUCUGGUACUUUGACCCAUGCUGACAGUCCUUACGGUAACAACUUGGCCAUCGGCUACUCCCCAGUCGAUGCCGUCGACGCUUGGUACAACGAAAUAGCCGACUACAACUUUGCUGACCCAGCUUUCAGCACCUCCACUGGUCAUUUCACCCAAGUUGUUUGGGCUGACACCACCGAAGUCGGUUGUGGUAUUAAAUACUGUGGUGCAUACUACCAUGACUUCAUCACCUGUUACUACAACCCACCAGGUAACUACAUCGGUGAAUUUGCCGAAGAAGUCCACAGUUUAGUUUAA
This is a messenger RNA of Tetrapisispora phaffii CBS 4417, 648 nucleotides long. RefSeq lists its product as uncharacterized. The coding region runs from base 1 to 648 and encodes 215 amino acids. The record is from RefSeq and is a predicted model, not a curated record. Gene Ontology annotation, cellular component: extracellular region. The transcript has a single exon. NCBI's taxonomy places the organism in Eukaryota, Fungi, Ascomycota, Saccharomycetes, Saccharomycetales, Saccharomycetaceae.